UUUUUGCAACCCGGCGCGAUAAAAGAACACGGAAUUCGAUUGUCGCACUCGUGCACUCGUGAUGUUUCUUUCUCCUCUGCGUUCACAAAUACCUAACCUCGUUCGUCAAGGAACUCAGACUAUUGUCAAAGCCGAAGCUAAAUAUUCAACUCUAACUUUGCGUUUGUAUUCAAGUUCAUUGCCAAAAGCCAUGGAAAAGCACCAAGUUGUUCCUGAUGUAAUUCCCGUUGCACCCAAGGAGGUCCUUACCAUUAGAUACGACUCUGGUGUUUUAGUAGAUCAAGGCAAUGUUCUAACUCCAACUCAAGUUAAGAACCAACCCACUGUCGACUGGAAUGCAGAAUCCAGUGCAUUGUAUACACUUUGCAUGACCGACCCCGAUGCUCCAAGCCGCAAAGAACCAAAAUACCGUGAAUGGCAUCAUUGGCUGGUUGGAAACAUUCCUGGCAAAGACAUCUCCAAGGGGGAGGUUUUGUCUGCUUACAUUGGCUCUGGACCACCAAAAGGCACCGGUCUUCAUCGCUACGUCUUCUUGGUGUACAAGCAGAGCGGUAAGCUUGCUUUCGACGAGAAGAAAUUACCCAACACUAGCGGAGAUGAUCGCGGAUGUUUUAAGAUCCAGAAUUUUGUUGAGAAAUACAAUUUGGGUACUCCUGUGGCUGGUAAUCUCUAUCAAGCUGAAUACGAUGACUAUGUUCCCAUUCUCUACAAACAAUUGGGAGCUUAAUUGAUUUAAGCAGCUGGAAGAGCAUCAAAUGCAUGUCUACAGAAGUCGUUUAAUAAAAUUACGUAAUUUUUUGUUUCUUUGUUUUCUUCUUUUUUUGCAUAUAUAAUAUGAAAUUUGUAAUAUGAAAUUUGUAAACAAAUUCUUGAAUCUGAAGUGAUAUCUAUAUUCUUAAAUAAAAAUGCUUAAAGCAUGCUAAAUUGA
Molecule: messenger RNA, 928 nt
Organism: Eupeodes corollae
Lineage: Eukaryota; Metazoa; Arthropoda; Insecta; Diptera; Syrphidae
Product: protein D3
Exons: 1
Coding region: 62-727 (221 amino acids)
Source: RefSeq, a predicted model, not a curated record